Molecule: messenger RNA, 1142 nt
Organism: Quercus lobata
Lineage: Eukaryota; Viridiplantae; Streptophyta; Magnoliopsida; Fagales; Fagaceae
Product: F-box protein CPR1-like
Exons: 1
Coding region: 6-668 (220 amino acids)
Source: RefSeq, a predicted model, not a curated record
ACAUUAUGGGACUUGCUUAUAAUUCUCAAAAUAAUGACUUCAAGAUUCUUAGAAUUGUGACUGUUCUUGAUGGACAAGAGGCCGAAGCCGAGAUUUACAGCUUGAAUACAGAUUCGUGGAGAAAGGUUGUGAUAUCGAUGGAGUCCUUAAGAGGGUAUGAACCCAACUUUGGAACUAUUGGUGAGAUUUAUGCAGCCUGUAUAUUUUUGAAUGGAGCUUUGCACGCUGUAGCAGCCACUGAUGACUACUGUUUCAUUUUGUCCUUUAACGUCAAUGAUGAGAGCUUCCGUGAGAUAAUGUUGCCUCCUAAUUCCUUGGAUGGUGUGCGUGGAUAUUUCGGUGAACUUGCAUUGUUCAAGGGAUCCCUGGCUGUUUUCAUUAUAAGUAAUGAGCAUCAGGGUAUCUUAUGCCACAUAUGGUUUAUGAAGGAGUAUGGUGUGGCCGAAUCUUGGACUAAAAAAUAUAGGGUACAAACGGAUUGGCUUUGUAAUGGUGAUUUCUUUGGCUGCACUAACAAUGGUGAACUUCUCAUUAAGAAUGACACUGGGCUGGUUUCAAUUGACCCUGAGUGUCAAAAUCAGAACAUUCUUGCAAUUGAAGAUGCUAAUUGGGUUGCUUUCUCAGCUAAUUCAAUGGAGAGCUUGGUUUUAAUUGAUGGGGGUAAGUAAAUAUGAAAAUUAACUUUAACUAUUAUAUCACUCUCAGUUUUGCCACCAUCAUUGUGAAAAUUAACUUUAGCUAGAAUAGCUAAAUUUGUAUAUAACCUUAGCUAGUACUUUUGAUGCUGAAACUACGGUUGUAAUUGUUUCUAUCCUUGAGUUUAAGAAAUCUCUCAAUAUGAAUGGGUGAAGUUAGCUAAAUUGCAUUUGAGGAAUGAUAGUUGGAAAUGUUAAAUUGAGGUCAAUCUUACUGAUUCGGUUUUUCUCUUUUCAGUGUGCAUUUCUUAUAAGCAAAUUUACAGCUUGAGCAGAGAAUGCCAGGCUUAGGGUUGCCUUUAGCUAAUCCUUGGCCCUGUUCUAAUAAUUCUAACUUAGGUCAAUUUUGGAGUUUAAAUUUUCACCUGCCCUUUUUUUUUCUUUGUUUCUUUCUUUUCUUAGGCUUUCUCAGAAGCCAAAUAUUGACUGUCAUUAGUUAGGAUUUUG